UAUAUAAUGUGACUUAAAGAUUGGAGAACUUCAGUUGGCCGUACGACCCUGGAACAACGAGUCCGUCUCAAACGAUUGUUAAAACUGCAAAAUGAUUUGGAAGACAUUGUUCAUCGCACUAUUGGCAGUUGGUGCUUAUGCCGAGGUGCAGAUACCAAACGACCAAGCGCAGUACGACACCAUGCUAAGCAACUACUGCACUAAGAAUGGCGCUUCAGAACAUUUACAAGACGUUAAGGCAGCCAUUACGGCAUUUGGCGAUUGCUUGAAAGGAUUGAUUGACAUUGAAACCAUAACCGACGAGAUCAAAAAAGCCAUGCCGAAUGGCGAACUUGACGAAGUUUUUAAAAAGUACUGCGAGAAAACACCUCAGCUGAAGAACUGCUUGUACACGAUGUUGGAAGGCGUCAAGCCGUGUAUGGACUCCGCGAUACGCAGUCACAUCGGAGACAUUAAAAACGGCACUUCGCAGCUACUCGAGUUUAUCUGCUACAAAGAUGGCGACAGGAUUGCUCUGUUCUACGCUGAGGGCGGUCCAGCAUGCUUGCAGUCAAAGAUAGCGGAACUCCGUGAUUGUGGACAAAAAUUGAAGGACUCCGUUUCCACUGUAGAAGAGGCUAAGGCUAUGAGUUUGGACACGCAGUGCCACAAAUAUGACGAGCUGACUUCAUGUAUGGUGACGGAGCUAGAAAAGUGCGAUACGCCUACCCCUGGUAAUAUGGCAGAGUCGCUCUUCAAGUACAUCAGAAACACCUCGCCCUGUCCCAAGAAAAAUUAAAUGAACAAACCACUAGUUAAGUGAAGAGUUUUGAGCUAUGCAGUGGUGCCAUCAAACGCAAUAAGUUUAACUACAGUCAACAAAUUGAAAUACAGAUAUUAUUUUGA
Messenger RNA from Hyposmocoma kahamanoa, 885 nucleotides. RefSeq names its product 27 kDa glycoprotein-like. The coding region runs from base 92 to 778 and encodes 228 amino acids. The transcript has 7 exons. The record is from RefSeq and is a predicted model, not a curated record. Lineage: Eukaryota; Metazoa; Arthropoda; Insecta; Lepidoptera; Cosmopterigidae.